Molecule: messenger RNA, 882 nt
Organism: Aedes albopictus (Asian tiger mosquito)
Lineage: Eukaryota; Metazoa; Arthropoda; Insecta; Diptera; Culicidae
Product: calcium and integrin-binding protein 1
Exons: 5
Coding region: 136-693 (185 amino acids)
Molecular function (GO): magnesium ion binding; calcium ion binding
Source: RefSeq, a predicted model, not a curated record
GACAUCUUCCAAUAAGAAAUCCAAUCAAAACAUUCUCAUCGAAAGUUAUCGUACAUUUUUCAUAAAAAACUGCUCAAUUUUUGUAUUUAAAACUAAAUCUUCAAUUGCAAAGUGUCCUCAACAUCAGUAAGCGGAAUGGGCCAGGUGAAGAGCCAGUUCAGCGAGGAAGAGCUGCAGGACUACGAAGACCUCACGUACUUCACAAAGAAAGAAAUCCUCUUUGCGCACAAGAAGUUCAAGGCCCUAGCACCGGAGAAGGUUGGCCACAACAAGAACGCUCGCCUGUCGAUGAACAAAAUCCUCCAGUAUCCGGAACUGCGCGUCAACCCGUUCGGCGACCGUAUCUGCAAGGUGUUCAGCAGCUCCAACAACGGGGAAAUCUCGUUCGAAGACUUCCUGGACAUGAUGUCGGUGUUUUCGGACGCCGCACCCAAAUCGGUCAAAGCGGAACAUGCGUUUAGGAUUUUCGACUUCGAUGGAGAUGAUAUGAUUGGGAAGAAUGACCUCAAACAGGUCAUUCAACGGCUCACGGGCUACAACAAUGCCCUCAAUGAAAGCGAUAUCGAUCAACUGAUAACGAAUAUCUUAGAAGAAGCGGAUCUGGAUGACGAUGGUGCCCUUUCGUUUGCCGAGUUCGAACACAUCAUAGAUAAAUCCUCCGAUUUUACAAACUCCUUCCGCAUCAGACUGUAAAAGGACAACGUUUAGCUCAAUUAUUCAGCCAAAGUAUGACCUUUUGGAAUCUCCUUUUUACGAAAACAUCCGAAAAACAUGAAACUCCUCAUCAGAUAUUAGAUUUUUGUGAUUUAGAAAGUUUAUUUACGUCAUUCGUACUCGUGUAUUAUUAUUACGCACAAUAAAUGCUUACUUUAGUAUGGAAAA